AUGGCGUCGACCUCCAGCAGCAUGGUCGCAUCCGUCGUCGUCUUCCUGCUGCUGCUCGCCGCCUCAGAGAUGGGGACGACGAGGGUGGCUGAAGCGAGGCACAUGCACUGUUUCUCGCAGAGCCACAAGUUCGUCGGCGCCUGCCUGAGCGAGAGCAACUACGAGAACGUCUGCAAGACGGAGGGCUUUCCGUCCGGCGAGUGCAAGUGGCACGGCAUAGUGAGCAAGUGCCACUGCAAGCGGAUCUGCUAG
This is a messenger RNA of Miscanthus lutarioriparius, 252 nucleotides long. The record is from the annotation of a GenBank genome assembly. NCBI's taxonomy places the organism in Eukaryota, Viridiplantae, Streptophyta, Magnoliopsida, Poales, Poaceae.